GCCCCAGUGCCACACUCGACGCCCGUUCCUCCUCAGGUGCACACAUUGUCCAAGAGAGCAGUCAUGAAGGCCGUUUGUAUCGUGGCUUUGGUCGCCGCGCUGUGCGUCGCUCCCUUCCGAGCUGAACGGCCUCCGCCCGGAGUGCUGCGUCCUCUGCCCCGCCCCGGCUAUGAGGGCGUGCGCACUCUGCCGGCUCUCCUGCCUGACGAUCUGAGGCAGACCAGACCUUCUGUUCGACCUGACGUCCCUUCCUUCCAGCGACCUCAGAUCCAGCCCCAACACCCGUCCUUUCAGACAAAGCCUCUCCCCCGUCCGGUGGGAGUCCAAACACUGCCAGCAGUUCUGUCAGAGGAUCUCAAGCAGACAAGACCCUUUGCUCGUCCAGCAGGAGUAAACACACUUCCUGCUGACCUUCCUGAGGAACUUCAAGGCUCAAGGAAGCAGACAAGACCUUUGUCCGCCCCGACGUCCCUUCCUUCCAGCGACCUCAUAUCCAGCCCCGACACCCGUCCUUUCAGACAAAGCCUCUUCCCCCGUCCGGUGGGAGUCCAAACACUGCCAGCAGUAUUGCCAGAGGAUCUCAAGCAGACAAGACCCUUUGCUCGUCCAGCAGGAGUAAACACACUUCCUGCUGACCUUCCUGAGGAUCUUCAACAGACAAGACCCUUUGUCCGCCCCGACGUCCCUUCCUUCCAGCGACCUCAGAUCCAGCCCCGACACCCGUCCUUUCAGACAAAGCCUCUCCCCCGUCCGGUGGGAGUCCAAACACUGCCAGCAGUAUUGCCAGAAGAUCUCAAGCAGACAAGACCCUUUACUCGUCCAGCAGGAGUAAACACACUUCCUGAGGAUCUUCAACAGACAAGACCCUUUGUCCGCCCCGACGUCCCUUCCUUCCAGCGACCUCAGAUCCAGCCCCGACACCCAAUCUUUUCAAGCAAAACGAAGCCUCUGCCUCGUCCGCUAGAACUACCGGGGGAUCUCAAGCAAACAAUGCCAUUUGCUCGUCCUGCAGUCCCAUCCAUCCAGCGUCCUCAGGUGCAGCCAAUGCACCCAUGGUAUCUCCAUGUGCCUCAGGGCGAAGCCGAGAUCUGCCAGAGCUGCGAGCGCCUGCCCUUCGUUCGCCGAGGAGCCUGUUGCAAGCGGUGGAACCUCUGCUGUUGAGGGACUUCGUGGCUGCAGAUCGACAGAUGAUAUCCUGUGACUUUUAUUAUUGUCAAUAUUGAUGAUUGUUUGGCUUUUACAUCUUUUGGUUUAGUGGAUAAUGGAAUUGCCACGGUUACAAGUUUUCCUGCACUACCCAUAAAUUAAGUAACAUAAACAGAACGGGAUUUGUGAAUAUUUUAGAACCUUUGCAACAACACACACACACACACACACACACACACACACACACACACACACACACACACACACACACACACACCACACACACACACACACACACACACACACACACACACACACACACACACACACACACACACACACACAACACACACACACACACACACAACACACAUAUAUGCGCAUGAAAAGCCAAGCAUUUAUAUACAUGCUACAUGCUACUAUUCCGAUAUUAUACAAUAAAUAAAUAGAAUAUAAAAAAUCUUA
Penaeus monodon (black tiger shrimp) is the source of this 1611-nucleotide messenger RNA. Its product is annotated as titin-like. NCBI's taxonomy places the organism in Eukaryota, Metazoa, Arthropoda, Malacostraca, Decapoda, Penaeidae. The record is from RefSeq and is a predicted model, not a curated record.